AUGCUCAAGAGUAUGGCAGGUUGCGUCAAUGGAUUAAAGAUCAAGAAGAAUCAAGGCGUUGAAGAUGAUAUCGAGAUCUGCGAAUGGUGCAUCAUGGGUAAAGCAACCGUCGAGACGUUUCCGAAGUCACCAUACGGACAGGUGAAAACCGAGGAAGUGUUGCAGUUGGUCCACUGUGCUGUCAUGGACCUAUGGAAUCGAAGUCCCGAGGAGAAUCAAGAUUUGUCGUGA
This is a messenger RNA of Peronospora matthiolae, 231 nucleotides long. Lineage: Eukaryota; Oomycota; Peronosporomycetes; Peronosporales; Peronosporaceae. The record is from the annotation of a GenBank genome assembly.